AGUAUCCGUGGCAGCCGCCGAUUGCAGUUACUGAAGAGAAGCUUCUACCGACAGUCGUCUGGGCCGCAGCGCGCUGUCGAGACGGCUCGGCAGCUAUGGCCAAGGACAUCUUGGGUGAGGCAGGGCUGCACUUCGAUGAGCUGAACAAGCUUCGGGUGUUGGACCCAGAGGUUACCCAGCAGACCACAGAGCUCAAGGAAGAGUGCAAGGACUUUGUGGACAAAAUUGGCCAGUUUCAGAAAAUCGUUGGUGGUCUGAUUGAGCUUGUUGAUCAGCUUGCCAAAGAAGCAGAGAACGAGAAAAUGAAGGCCAUUGGUGCUCGAAACUUGCUGAAAUCCAUAGCGAAGCAGAGAGAAGCCCAGCAACAGCAACUGCAGGCACUGAUAGCAGAAAAGAAGAUGCAGCUAGAAAGGUAAGCGGCCAUGAUCACCUCAGACUCUUUUUCCUUCUCUGCCACCUUGGCUUUCCUCACCAUCUUUCUGUGUAGAGCAUUUCACUGGGUGUUAAGACUUUAAAAUUUGAUAGUGUGGGGACUUGGUUAAUUCCAAAUGGCCUCCCGUAGUGUGAGCACUGGUUCUUAGAACUAGGCCUGAGGCCACCUCCCAUGCCUUCCCCUAGGGCUAGAGGUUUUGCAGGUGGUCUUAAAUAGGGCUGUUUGACUCUUGCCCUGCCUUCAUUCUCAACUCAUGGUUUCUUACAGCUGUUUAAAGCUCUAUACUCUCAAAAAAUUGUGUUUUUCAUUCUUUUCAGGGCUUCUAACAAUUUUGUUUUUCAGGUAUCGGGUUGAAUAUGAAGCUUUGUGUAAAGUAGAAGCAGAACAAAAUGAAUUUAUUGACCAAUUUAUUUUUCAGAAAUGAACUGAAAAUUUCAGUUUUAUAGCAGGAAGGCAAAAAAAAAAAAAAAAAAAAAAAAAGAAAAGAAAAAAAAGAAAGAAAAAAAGCACCUCAACCAAAAAACAAAGACCAAACCUCUACCAUUCCAGUGAUUUGAUGUAUGUCACGGCAGUGCUCCAGGGGCAGCUGGUAAACUGUGCAGCCACUGCUAGUGGCCAAGCAGCACAGGGCCUUACUCUUCUCAGCACAAACUAAGUGUCUGUAAAUGCUGAUCCACUUUUUUGGGAGAGGUAGUUAAAUUCACAAGGAAAAGCAAUAAAUACCAAAUAAAUACUUUC
Rattus norvegicus (Norway rat) is the source of this 1171-nucleotide messenger RNA. The record is from RefSeq and is a predicted model, not a curated record. Lineage: Eukaryota; Metazoa; Chordata; Mammalia; Rodentia; Muridae.